Messenger RNA from Miscanthus lutarioriparius, 351 nucleotides. Lineage: Eukaryota; Viridiplantae; Streptophyta; Magnoliopsida; Poales; Poaceae. The record is from the annotation of a GenBank genome assembly.
AUGACUCUAGGAGGUUGCCGGCAUCCUCUGCUCAUCUUGCUACCGUUGCUGCUAGUGCUAGGAAUGAUGCCCGAGUCCAAACAGCUGCAGUCGUCGCAGACAUGGUCGCUGCUCCGGAUCCAGCACCUGCUCAACUACCCGCCGGUGCUCCGCACCUGGGCCAACAGCAGUUACAGCACCAACUUCUGCUAUGGCGGGGACUACAAGACCGCCUCCGCCUUCAUCGAGUGCUACGACAACAACAUGACGCAGCUCCACAUCAUGGGGCCUGGCACCGGCGUGCCUCCGCUGCCCAAGACGUCCAGCAUUGAUGCCUCCAGAACAACUCGCUGCAGGGAAGUUCAGGAAUGA